GGCGGGGGGAGCGGAGAGGAGCGGAGCGGAGCCGCCGCUGCUGCUGCUGCUGAGGCUGCUGCUGCUGCUGCUGCCGGGCCCCAGCCAUGUGCCAGGCAGAGAAGGUGCCUGCUGCCUGCUCCGCACCCUCGGCUGCCUCCCUCCGCUGUCCUUCCCCGUGAUUAUCUCCGUUAUUUUCAUUGCUUUCAGUCAUUAAUCGUUUUUUUCUCCUCGGUUUCGAGCCGCUGUGAGGUUUAAUUCAUUUAAUUCAUUCCUUUCUGGUGGUGUUUUCUCUUUUUUUUUGGGGGGGGGGGGAAGGCAUUGAUGCUCUCCCAGCUGGAGACUUGGGGAGACACCAUCCUGACCUGGGAGCUCCAGCACGAUUCCCCAGUUUGAAGGACCACGCAACUGCUGAGCCUGGGGCUGAAGCUGUCCUCUCUUGGUUACCUAUGUGAACAUCUGCCCUGGAGCCAUGCCCCUGAGACAAAGCUUUGUUCCUAUCUCACAUCCUGACCCCGAAGGACAUAGAAACCUCUUCUCAUUCCAUCCAGGCUGUUAAUGGAGAGGAGGGCGGAUGACAGCCGGGACCGUGGUCAUCACAGGUGGAAUAUUAGCAACUGUCAUCUUGCUUUGUAUCAUCGCUGUCCUCUGCUACUGUAGGCUCCAGUACUACUGCUGCAAGAAGGAUGAGUCCGAGGAGGAUGAGGAGGAGCCCGACUUCGCCGUGCACUCCCACAUCCCUCCGCUGCACUGCAACCGCAACGUAGUGCUGACCAACGGCCCCUCCCUCUACACCUCCUCCCCCUUCGCCAAGAAGCCCACCCCCAGCCGCCAGAGCUGCCCCAGCUGCACCCCCUACGAGCCCCCAACCUUCUUCCUGCAAGAGCCUCCCGAGGAGCUGCACAACGGCGGGGACCGAGUGAGCUUCCAGCCGGCGAGCCCGGAGGAGCUGGAGCUGCCGGUGAGCGUCGGCAACCUGCAGGCGCUCAACCCCAACCGGCUCUCGGCCAUGCGGGAAGCCUUCUCCCGCUCCCGCAGCAUCAGCACCGAUGUCUGAGCUCGGCACCUCGCAGCUCCCCCGCCGCUGCGGGGGGUGCGGGCUCUAACCGGUGAGCAGAACGCUCGGACAGGCGUGGGAGAAGCAGAAAAGCCCCGGAGUGGGCUGAAGGUAGAGAGCUGAGCUGAGGUUUUUUUGCCUUUUCUAACGUGGGGCUGAGUCCUUUUCUGCGGCGUGAGAGCCUCUCCUCCACGUCCUGCUGGAGCAGCCGGGGAUGACAAGCAGCUAAUCCCAGCCUCCCAGCAUCCCAGCACGGUGGGAAGUUGAAAUGGACCUCUGAAGAUCAAUCCAGUCCAUCCCUCUCAUGCCCAAGCAGGGCACCCACAGCAGCUUGCCCAGCAGCACAAUGCCCAGCUGGGGCUGGAAGCUCUCCACACAAGGAGACUCCACAGCCUCUCUGGGCAGCCUGCUCCAGGCCUCCAGCACCCUCACACCAAAAAGGUUUCUCCUCCUGGUCAGCUGGAACCUCCUGGGUUCCAGUUUGUGCCCACUGCCUCUUGUCCUGUCCCUGGGCACCGCUGAGCAGAGCCUGGCCCCAGCCUCUUGCCCCCCACCCUUUAGCUCUUGAUAAGAAGUGCUGUGGCACACUCAGCUGCCUGCCAAGUGGCUCAUGCUGGGUGUCUGCUGCUGCAUGGUGGGGCCAGGCUGCAGCUGAUAGCUCCUGGGCCUAGUUUGCAAUGUGCACACACUCCCCCCCCCACCCCACUCACCCCUCACACUCCCCACACCAUGGUCCCAUAGCACCCACAGCAAAGCAGGGCUGCUGUUGCCCACCCCUCUGGCACUCUCCUCAUCCCGUAGCCCUGUGUGUGCACAUCCCUGCCCUCCCUCCCAGCCACCUCACUCCUCACAUUGGCCAUUCACUCCUGGGUGACCCCCACCGUGGCUAGGCUGGAGCAUGGCUGCAGAGCCUGGCCGUGGAGCCCACCUGCUGGAGCAGGGCUGGCAGGUUUGCACAGCCUGGCUGUGGGAAGGACACACAGAGCACAGCUUGGGCUGGAGCAGUGCACCCAGUCCCCGGCUCAGCAGUCAGCACCCUGCUCCAAAUAAUGCCACAUGUGCCCUCUGGCUGAGGCUUGUGCCAUGUGUGUGCCCACCCUGCCCUGCAUGCACCUUUUUUUUUCCAUGCAUUUAAGCUUUUUCUCCUUUAAACCACCCCCCCACCUCCUGCCACGACACUUCCCCCUCCUUCAGGAACGGGGCAGAACAUUUUUUGGGCUCAGGCCAAGCCUCUUUUGGUCGUUUUGCAUUUUGGAGCCAUUUCCCACAGCUGGACACCAGCUCCAUCAGCCCCACAGUGGGCACCACACACCCCCACACAGAGAGACCCUGCCCUGAAGGACCUGUUUGGCUCAUCCAGCCCUUGGAGAGGCAGAAUCACAGGGUGUGGAUGUGAGGACUCUCUGGUGUCUCCUGGCUGGCUCAGUUCCUCCUCUCUGACUCCCACUUUGUCCUGCAAAGCCUCCCCUCUCUCUCUCCCCCACGUCCUGCAUCAUUCAGGUUAACAGCAUCGUGCUGGAGUUGGGGACUCGACUGGUUGCAGAGAGCCUCAGGGCUGUGCUCUGGGUCAGUUCUCCUUUCUCAAGGACGUGGGAAGCAGCAGCAGCUCCCCCCCACCCCCCUCACCCCCUUUUCCCCCCUCCCAGCUCCCCAGGACUGUCCACAGCCCGGUUGGAUGUUUGCCUCCUGACCAUGAGGGCUUUGAACCCCACAGGAACCCUUUUGAAGUCCAAGUCAAGUCUUUGCAAAUGAGUAUCUUUGAUUUUCGGGGGGUGGGGUUGGCUGGGGUGGGGGUGGGGAGGGGGACUGGGGCUGGUUUCAUACCUGUUUAAUACUCUGGGCUGGGUCUCUGUGGGGCUGUGUCUAGGAGCACCAUGGCCCUGCUCCAGGGGCACAGCAGCCGCUCAGGCUUUGCUCCUCUGUACAGUUCUCACCGGGGUUUCUUCCCACGCGUCAAACCCUCCUCUUUGCCGUCCUUGUGACCUUCUCUCCCCAGGGGCCUGCCCUCUCGCCUUGCCUUUUCAUUGCCCUCUCUCCUUUCCUUUUUUCCCCCUUCUCCUUUCCUUUUCCCCCCUCUCUCCUUUCCUUUCCCCCCCCUCUCUCCUUUCCUUUUCCCCCCUCUCUCCUUUCCUUUUCUUCCCUCUCUCCUUUCCUUUUUUCCCCUCUCUCCUUUCCCCUUUCCUUUCCCCUUUCCUUUCCCCUUUCCUUUCCCCUUUCCUUUCCCCUUUCCUUUCCCCUUUCCUUUCCCCUUUCCUUUCCCUUUCCUUUCCCUUUCCUUUCCCUUUCCUUUCCCUUUCCUUUCCCUUUCCUUUCCCUUUCCUUUCCCUUUCCUUUCCCUUUCCUUUCCCUUUCCUUUCCCUUUCCUUUCCCUUUCCUUUCCCUUUCCUUUCCUCCUUUCAUUUUCCCCUCCUCUCUCCUUCCCCCCCUUUCCUUUCCCUCUCUCUCCUUUCCUUUCCCUUCUCUCCCCUUCCCUUUUUCUCACCCUCUCUCCUUUCCUUUUUACCCCCUCUCUCCUUUCCUUUUUUCCCUCCUCUCUGCUUUCCUUCCCUCCUCCCUUUCCUUUUUCUCCCCCCUCUCCUUUCCUUUUUCCCCUCCUCUCUCCUUCCCUCCCCCCUUUCCGUUUUCCUCUUUCCUUUCCCUUUCCUCCCCUUCUCCUGUCCUUCCCCCCCUCUCCUUUUUCUCCCCCCUUUCCUUUCCCUCACCUUUUUCCCCCCUACUUUCCUUCCCCCCUUUCCUUUCCUUCCCCCCUUUCCUUCCCUUUCUCCCUCUCUCCUUCCCUUUCUCCCUCUCUCCUUCCCUUUCUCCCUCUCUCCUUCCCUUUCUCCCUCUCUCCUUCCCUUUUCUUCCCUGUCUCUUUCCCCAUUUUCCCCCCGUCUCCUUUCCUGCCUUAGCUUGGAAACUAAGCAGAUGGUUUGCUUCUCCCUGCCCUUCACCUGGUGGUCUCUUGUACAGGACUUGGGCAAUCACAGGGAGGGGGGAAGCCAAAAAAGGAAAUAAACUCCUUUGAGGUGGGUU
Molecule: messenger RNA, 4051 nt
Organism: Pogoniulus pusillus (Red-fronted tinkerbird)
Lineage: Eukaryota; Metazoa; Chordata; Aves; Piciformes; Lybiidae
Gene: FAM163B
Product: family with sequence similarity 163 member B
Exons: 5
Coding region: 554-1036 (160 amino acids)
Source: RefSeq, a predicted model, not a curated record